Echinops telfairi (small Madagascar hedgehog) is the source of this 564-nucleotide messenger RNA. RefSeq names its product dual specificity protein phosphatase 13-like. NCBI's taxonomy places the organism in Eukaryota, Metazoa, Chordata, Mammalia, Afrosoricida, Tenrecidae. Gene Ontology annotation, biological process: protein dephosphorylation; negative regulation of MAPK cascade. Gene Ontology annotation, cellular component: cytoplasm. Gene Ontology annotation, molecular function: protein tyrosine/serine/threonine phosphatase activity; MAP kinase phosphatase activity. Bases 1 to 564 code for a protein of 187 amino acids. The record is from RefSeq and is a predicted model, not a curated record. The transcript is spliced from 3 exons.
AUGGCUGAGGCCUUGCCCUCAGAGCUGGGGAGAGAGGAAGCUGUGCCUUGCUCCAGUGUCCUGGAGCUGGAGGAGCUCUUGAGGGAGGGGAAGGUCUCCUGCAGCAGAGUGGAUGAAGUAUGGCCCAACCUUUUCAUCGGAGAUGUGGCCACAGCAAAUAACCGCUUUGAGCUGUGGAAGCUGGGCAUCACCCACGUGCUGAACGCUGCCCACGGGGGACUCUACAGCCAGGGGAGCCCUGACUACUACGGCACCAGUGUGAGCUACCUGGGGGUGCCAGCUCACGAUCUCCCCACCUUCAACAUCAGUGCCUACUUCUCUUCUGCUGCUGACUUCAUCCACCGUGCCCUCAGCACACCCGGGGCCAAGGUCCUGGUGCACUGUGUGGUGGGUGUGAGCCGCUCAGCCACGCUGGUCCUGGCCUACCUCAUGCAGCACCAUCAGCUGUCCCUGCGCCAGGCGGUGAGCACGGUGCGGCAACAUCGAUGGGUCUUCCCCAACCGAGGCUUCCUCCGCCAGCUUUGCCAGCUGGAUCAGCAACUGCGGGGCGCAGGCCAGAGCUGA